Messenger RNA from Paramecium octaurelia, 2575 nucleotides. The record is from the annotation of a GenBank genome assembly. Lineage: Eukaryota; Ciliophora; Oligohymenophorea; Peniculida; Parameciidae.
AUGGAAAGUGUGAAUUUUGCAGGAGAUAAUCCUCAGCCUCGCUUUGGUCACACCAUUUGUGUCAUAGCUCCUAAUAAGAUCGCAUUAUUUGGAGGUAUAUUUUGAAUAAAGACUUAAAAGGCGCUGUUGGUGAUACUGGAAGGUACGUAAUAACAGGAGAUGUGUAUAUUGGAGAUAUAAUUUAAAAAAAAUGGAAGCGAGUUGAAGCUAGUGGAAACGUACCCACUAAUAGAGCAGCUCAUUAAGCUUUGGCUAUUGAAUUAAAUCAAAUGAUUAUAUUCGGAGGAGCAGUAGGAGGCGGUGGUUUAGCAGAUGAUAACUUAUAUGUAUUUGAAUUAAGAGAAGAUACUGGAACUUGGGUUACAGUUCCUGUGAUUGGAACAACACCAGGAAGAAGAUAUGGUCACACUAUGGUGCUUAUUAAACCGCAUUUGAUAGUGUUUGGUGGGAACACAGGACAAGAACCUGUGAAUGAUGUUUGGAGUUUUAAUUUAGAGAAAUCACCAUAUUCAUGGCAAAAAUUAGAGUGCUCAUCUGAAUAACCUGUUGUAAGAGUUUAUCAUUCUGCUGCAUUGUGUUCAACAGGUUCUGCCAAUGGGAUGAUGGUCGCUUUUGGAGGUCGCACAAGUGAUCAAAGUGCUUUAAAUGAUACUUGGGGUUUGAGAAGACAUCGCGAUGGAAGGUGGGAUUGGGUGAGAGCUCCUUAUAGAUCCUAAACCGAUUAACCAGCUUAACGAUAUUAACACUCUACUUUAUUUUUAGGAACAUUGAUGUUAGUGAUUGGAGGCAGAUCUAAUAAUGUGGGAGAGACUUUGCCUUUUGAAAUAUAUGAUACUGAAACAUCUGAUUGGUAUAAAUUUUAACCAAUUCAGAGAUUCAGGCACUCUUCAUGGUUGGUGGAACAAUUUUUAUAUCUUCAUGGAGGAUUUGAUUCCGAUCAACCAAACAUACCAACUGAGAGCAUUCUUAGAAUAGAUUUAAAUAAGAGAUUCGCUUAAACUCCUCAAUUACUAAAACAAAUGAACACUAUAAAAGCUGAUUAAUCAUUCACCUAAUCUUUUAAUCCUAAACCUUCUCUUCCUUUGGCUUAAACCUAAGAUUAAUUUAAAAAGACAAAUUAAUAAACUUCUGCUCAAUCAAAAUGUAACACUUCCUUUAUAUUUAGAUUCAAACCCUUAUCAGUAAAUUAGAGUUUCAAGUGCGACUAAUAAAAACGUUAGAUUGGCUAAUUAAGCUUUGGUUGCUAUGACAUAUAGUCCAGAAGAAGAUAUAACUAAUCAAGUCAAGAAAGUACCAAUAGAAAAAUUAUAAGAUGAACAUAAAAAAUUGGGACCUGGAUUUUAAGAUCCAAAUUCUUAAAAUAAAUCAUAAUUUUUAGAUUAGUUAUGUUAACCAUUUAUGUAGAAUCUAUUAAUACCCAAAGAUUAUUCAUAGAUCCCUCCAAAUUCUAAUUUAUUAACAGGCAUCAAAAAGGAAAUGAUAAUUAAAUUAUGUGAUGAAGUUUAGCGAAUUCUAGAGAAGGAACCUAACUUAUUGAGGUUGAGAAGACCAAUCAAAAUAUAUGGGAAUUUGAAUGGUUAAUACCUUGAUUUAAUGAGAUUUUUUGAUCACUUCAAAGCUCCGUACGAUAAUCUAUACAAUGGAGACAUUGAUUCUUAAGAUUACUUAUUUUUGGGGGAUUAUGUCGACAGAGGUUCACGAUCUUUGGAAAUCAUUUUACUUUUAUUUACAUUAAAAAUUAAAUAUUCUGAUCAAAUUCAUUUGCUUCGAGGACAUCAUGAGGACCCUAAAGUAAAUAAAGCGUUUGGUUUUGCUGAUGAAUGCUUUAUAAAAUUUGGUGAAGAUAUUAUGGAUCCAAACAGCAUUUACUAAAGAAUAAAUAGAGUUUUUUAAUAUCUACCAUUAGCAGCAGUUAUCGAAGAAAAAAUCUUUUGUGUACAUGGUGGUAUUGGUUAAACUAUGAGGACUAUCGAUGAGAUUGAAUUGAUAUAAAAGCCGUUGGAAAUAGUUCAUGAUCCUAAGACUGUACUUUAUUAUAUCUAUUUAAGUAUUAAUAAAAAAUAGCAUUGGAACUUCUCUGGUCUGAUCCUUGUUUACAAGAAGAGGAAUUAGAGAAUACACCAAAUCCAGAUAGGGAUAUAUUUUAAAAUAAAUAGAUUUUCAGAUUUGGAACAAAUAGAAUUAAUAAAUUUUUAUAAGAGAACUCUCUAAAUAUGAUCAUACGAUCACAUGAACCAACUAUGGAAGGAUUUGAAAGGUAAAACAAUAAUGUAAUCACCAUAUUCUCAUGUCCAGAUUAUGGAGGCAAUCAACCAUAAUGUAAAGGAUGUAAGAUAUUGAUAAUAUCUGCUAAGCAAUUUUGACGAUUUCAAAAAGAGGUGAAAUUAUACCUAAAGUCAUAUUACCUGCUGCUCCGAUUUAAGAAUAAAGAUGGAUGGAUCUUGAGGAACCAAUCUCAAGAAAGAAAGGAUUUGCUAAUUAUUUAGUUAUAUAGAAUGAGGAAGUUUAAUUGAGAAAAAGACCACCAACUCCACCUAGAUAGAAAAGAUUUUCGUCUUAAAAAUAAUUCAAAUGA